GAUAUCUCCCUACUAUAACUCCAACUUCAAUCUAAAAGUAUAAAUUAGUGCAGUUAAAAUUUUCCGAACCUUCUCUUUUACUUAAUCAAGAUGUUUUGGUCAACUCUACUCCUUCUAUUUGUUAUUAAGGCACUAAAAGCAGAUCUACAAUCUUGCGGUGGUCUAGAUCCAAUCGAUGUCUGUCAAUAUGACAUUACUAAAGUGUAUGUCCCAUUUGAUGAAAUUCAACUUGCAAGGUUUUGUUACAAUGUUCAAAAAUACUACAAAUGCGUCAAAGAGCACGAAGAGGAAUUUCCCCCAGAUGAGCAAGAUUUUUGUGGACAUGCUUUGGUACUGAAGAAAGCGCAACCUCUACUGGAAGAGUUAUGCGACAGGGAUACUCAACUCUACAAAGAGUAUCUGAAACAUGCCCCCUGCUUCAGUCACGUGACAAUAUACUACGACGAAUGUGAGUAUUCUGCAAGAAAAAUGGCUAGUCUGUAUUAUAAAGUAGCCGAAAAUACAGCUAAAGCUGAAAGUUUGAAAUUCUGCAUAGCUGGUACUCAACUUCUGCACAGAUAUUCGAACUUGGUUCAAGACUUUUGUGGAGCAGAUGGAUUGAGAUUGUACAAUGACAUCAUCAACCGAUCUCACUUUUAUCUUCUAUACUGUAACACUGAAGAACACCACCAGAAGUCUCUGGAAGGCGUCGCACAAAUACUGGAAGGUAUUGUAACAGGAAAGAUUAAGAACAGAGAUCUCCAAAUGGAUUAUGCAGUUGAAGUUCGUAAAUUUGAAAUGGAGACUGGAGGUGGAUACCAUAUAGACCCAUAGGAUUUUGCUUUUUGAAGAACGAUGAAUGUUUUAACGUUAAAAUUCGAUGCUUUUAUCUAACUAAUAUAAAAUAAAACUUUUCUUCC
Messenger RNA from Parasteatoda tepidariorum (common house spider), 899 nucleotides. RefSeq lists its product as uncharacterized. Lineage: Eukaryota; Metazoa; Arthropoda; Arachnida; Araneae; Theridiidae. The record is from RefSeq and is a predicted model, not a curated record.